Messenger RNA from Chiloscyllium plagiosum (whitespotted bambooshark), 856 nucleotides. Lineage: Eukaryota; Metazoa; Chordata; Chondrichthyes; Orectolobiformes; Hemiscylliidae. The record is from RefSeq and is a predicted model, not a curated record.
AUAAAGACGCAGAUCUGAUAAUCCCAGACUAAUCUGUUCCAGAGCCUCUUUAGUCUUAUUUCCUAGAACGGUCAAGCUGCAAAUGAGGUAAUUGCAGUUCUUUUGACUUAUCACCCCUACCGAUCUUCCCAAACUCAGGGUACUCAGGAUUCCCCAGCCUAUUGAGUGUCCUGGAUUGUUACUCAGUCCCUUGGGAUCCUUCCAGUUGGAGCAAGGUUAGCUGAGACAGCCCGCUGCAUCCUCCUCAGAUGAAGAUACCAUUGACUUGUCCACUGGUCAGGACAAGGUACUGUUGUGGGAGCAAGGGCUCUGAUAGUGACUUUACGAAGAACAUCUUUGCCAUUAAGGACAAGGAAAUUGAGUACGGGGAAGAAGCCCUUCAGCUGCCCCGAAUGCGGGAAGGCUUUCAGCGAUUCCUCCUCCCUGUUGAAGCAUCAGCGGGCCCACAUGGGGGAGAGGCCUUUCAGCUCCCAGAGUGUAGGAAGGCCUUCAGCGUUUCAUCCUCCCUGCUGAUGCAUCAGCAGGCACACACGGGGGAGAGGCCGUUCACUUGCUCAGAGUGUGAGAGGGGGUUCAGUCAGAUGAGCCAACUGAAAACACAAGCAGCUCCACUCGGGGGUGGUUCAGGUGUCCCGAGUGCGGGAAGGUGUUCACUUGCUCGGUUAAGCAGCUGACCCACAAACGGAUCCACACAGGGGAGUGGUCAUUUACCAGCUUUCAGUUUGAGAAGGCCUCAUACGCUACUCCCACGUGUAGAGGCUCCAGUUCACAUAGGGUCAAGUGUUGUGCAGGUUAGGGUGGAUUGGCCAUGCUAAAUUACCCAUAGUGCACAGGAAUGUGCAAGUUAGGUGUAUUA